Molecule: messenger RNA, 357 nt
Organism: Mucor velutinosus
Lineage: Eukaryota; Fungi; Mucoromycota; Mucoromycetes; Mucorales; Mucoraceae
Gene: cbc1
Product: Nuclear cap-binding protein subunit 1
Exons: 3
Coding region: 1-357 (118 amino acids)
Molecular function (GO): phenylpyruvate tautomerase activity
Source: RefSeq, a predicted model, not a curated record
AUGCCUAUUCUCGAAAUUUCUUCAGCUCAAGCACCCAAGGAUCUCAAAGCCUUUACAAAAAAGAUGAAUGCUCUCUUUGCUGAAUUGAUCGGCAAGCCCGAAAGUUACUGUUUGGUCACUUUCACCAAGGUGGAUAGCUUCUAUUUCGCUGGUUCUGACAAGCCUGGAUUCCUUGUCAAGGUUGGCUCCAUUGGUCAUAUCGAUAACGAUCGCAAUUCCAAGUUGACCGAGUCUGUCACAGCUGAACUCGUGAAGGAAUUGGGCGCUGAAGAUGGCCGUGGUUACUUUAUCUUUACCGAUGUUUCCGCUGAGAACAUUGGUUACAAGAGUACUACGUUUGCCAACUUUAUGAAAUAA